Mugil cephalus (flathead mullet) is the source of this 1119-nucleotide messenger RNA. RefSeq names its product NAD(P)(+)--arginine ADP-ribosyltransferase 1-like. NCBI's taxonomy places the organism in Eukaryota, Metazoa, Chordata, Actinopteri, Mugiliformes, Mugilidae. The transcript is spliced from 4 exons. Gene Ontology annotation, molecular function: NAD+ poly-ADP-ribosyltransferase activity; NAD+-protein-arginine ADP-ribosyltransferase activity. The coding region runs from base 229 to 1062 and encodes 277 amino acids. The record is from RefSeq and is a predicted model, not a curated record.
CACAUCUGCAACAAUUCUGUUAGAGUAACUCAAGCAGAACUAUGAGUAGACACAGAAAGCAAGGAAGUGGUAUGUUAUUUCCUUUUUCAAGAAAAUGAGAAGAUGUAUUUUCAGAGAACAACUCCUCCCCUCCAGCUGAAUUCACACUGCGACUUCACUGUAUGAGCUGCUCACGGAAGUUAGGUCUCCUUGAUUAAGCAGUCUGUAGAAGAAGAAUAGCCUGUGAAAAUGUGGGACGUUAGGAAACUGGUUGUUGCUGCAAUCAUUUUCACAGCUGUGUACGACAAAAUGCAGGCGGCUGCAAAGGACGUUACACUACUGCAGACGCCCCCAGAUCUUAUACAUGGACUGUAUAUUGGAUGCUCUAAGGAGGCCAUGGAGAAGAUCAUCCUCUCAGGUCUGUUAGAACAAGAGCUAAACCAAAGUGUGGAAUUCCAAAAAAACUGGAGUGAAAAGCCCAAAUGUUCAAAGCUGAUCCCCGGAGGAAAAAAGGAGCACGCUGCUGCACUUUCAACCUAUGACAUGGGUCUAGACUUCAUAAAAACCUUCAACAAUGAAGUGCAGAGGAUGGCUGGAAACUUCAGCAACUAUGAAGAAAAUUUCCAUUUUAAGUCUCUUCAUUUCCUGCUUCUGGAUUCCAUGAGGCUGCUGAAGCCAAAAAAGUGCAAGAGUGUGUACAUUCUCCAAGACGAAAACAGACUGCGGGAGGGAACAACCGUGAGAUUUGAACAUUUCACCACUGCUUCGUCAAACUUUCAUCCAAUGGAUACAGAUAUGGCUGACAUGGUCUUGUUGAAUAUCACUUCUUGCUUCUUUGUUGACCUCAAUGACCAGCUUUGUUUUAACAAAAUGGAGAACAAUAUUCUCUUAUCGCCAGCUGAAGUUUUCACCGUGGAGAGAAUUAAAGAUACACAAUAUAAUGAUGAUGAAUACACAGAGGUUACUUUAAAAAAUUCAAAGCUGGGCAUCUCACACAGCUGUCACAUUUUGUCACGGUCUCCAACUGUUGUCUCCACCCUGUGGGUCGUGUCUGGGCUCGUGGUCUUAUCUCUUUUUCUAUAAAUGACGAUUAAAAAUACUUGACAUCAGACUCCUCUGGAGGGAUCUGUAAUGUAAAAA